Messenger RNA from Eleginops maclovinus (Patagonian blennie), 3878 nucleotides. RefSeq lists its product as uncharacterized. The record is from RefSeq and is a predicted model, not a curated record. Lineage: Eukaryota; Metazoa; Chordata; Actinopteri; Perciformes; Eleginopidae. The coding region runs from base 319 to 1968 and encodes 549 amino acids. Gene Ontology annotation, cellular component: nucleus. Gene Ontology annotation, biological process: regulation of transcription by RNA polymerase II. The transcript is spliced from 8 exons.
UCUCCAUGAUGACAACUUUAAAAUACCAACAGUAGCCAAGAGGGCUGCAACUGCCUGAUAGCGAUUAUUAUUUUUUCAAAUGGUGAUCUCCUUUUUAUCGCGUCGAGUGUUGCCUACGUUUUGAAUGAGAUUAGCGUGUUAACGUUAGCUGAGCAGCUAGCAUGAAGUCGCUGCUUUUUGUUUACUUCCAGUCCUGAUGAUGACGGGCCCGGAGAGGUGUGUUAGCUAAGCCCAGAUACACGACCUGUUUGCUGGGGAGUUAUCCUCCUAAAGCCCGCAGUGUCAGGACGGGGGUCAAACUGCUGCCACCUCGAGGUGAUGGAGGUUUCCCCUCAGGAUCCAUCUGUCAUGGCUAUGGACCUGUCAAAGGGCUUCUCGGUCAACCCUCUGAGCCGCGGCCACACUGAAGCCAUGGACCUGGCCAAGAAGCCCGAGUGGUAUCACCGACGGCUGCCGAGCUGCAACACUGAGAUCAGCUCCCCGUACAGAUCCCGAGCCUCGUCCUCCUACAACUCUCAUCCUGGUCUCCACUGCAGGGACAUGGAGCAGGGUCCCGAGUCGCUGAGUAGCUACAUGAAUUCAACACUAGCUCCUGGGAUGUACCCUAACAACAACCUGUGGCAUGCAGGUUUUUCAGUUCCUGAAAGCAGCGGCGGAGAGGAGAGCGACAGCGGCUCUGAUGUUAUUUUCCUUGUUUCGUCUGCUAAGGAGCCACUCUUAUGCAGCUCUUUCCUCCAGGACAGCAUGAGGCACAUCGUGGAGCCUCUGUCCCCGGCGGUGUCCUCGCUGGAAGAAGAGCAAGGCUGCUAUCACCUACCUCAGCCCCUGAGCUCGCCCAGUCCCGACAGCUCAGACUCAGAGGACUCCUCAGACAGCUCCAUGGACAUCCCCAUACAUCACGCCAGGCCCGUCGUGCUCCUGUCAGACCUAAACACUGCUUACGCACACCCUGCUGAAGCCCUGAUGGAUAUUUCAAGCGACGACAGUGACGUCAUUGAAGUUUCUGUUACUAGCAAAAACAAGAAAACUGUUUCUUGUAAGAAAAGUCUAGCGAGAGAAACUCCUCCUCAGAGCGAGGAUGAAAAAGCUCCUCCAAGAAAAAUCAGACGCAGCCCUAGAAUCAGGAAAUAUGUGUCUGAAAUACCACAAUACACCUGCAGCGUGUCGCCCCGCAGCGUGACCAGGUACAGUUUGAGGAGGCAAGCUAAAAAUGACGUGGUGGGUAUUUACAACGAAAGCUGUGACUCUGACGACAUGAUGGGGUACGAGGCAAGGUUGUCCAGCUUGGACACAGAGGAGUCGGCAUCGCAACCAAAUGUGUCCCAAAGAGUGAGCAGCAACUCAGAGGAGUCUGACGCGGCCUCUCAGACAGACAGGAAGUCACCGCAGAGAGAGCAGCAGCCUCGCAGCAAAGCUAUCAAUUGUAAACAAAAGAAGCCACCCGCCCUUUGUAAAACUAAAACAACAAGAACUAAACAGACACAAAAAUGCACAAUUGCUACAGAGCAGCAUGAAAGUAAGAAAAACAAAAAAACAGUGACAAGACGGAAGAAAAAAGUGCGCUCGCGGCCAACUGGACCUUGUUCUCUCUUUUCUCCCAGAGAGCCGGAAAUAAAGCUCAAAUAUGCAAACUUAAAAGAGAGAAAACCGAAAAAGACAUCGGGGAGUUUUUUCCCUUUUGUGCAUGUUCAAAAGAGGGCGUUUACUGUUGUCAACUAUCCAGAGGAGGAGGCGACCAUGAGGAGGGGACAACAGCAGAAAGCGUCCUCUCUGUCCGGGUUUGUUCCGCACACUUCCUGUUUCCAGCUGGGCCGCUCUGUCUCGGAGAGCGGGUGUGAGGCGACGCUGCUGUGCUGCCUGUGCGGUCAGACGGCAAAUGCCACGGCCUGGGGGACCUUCACGGCCCGUAUUACCCCACCGGCCCGUCUCUGCAGUGCAAGACUGAGCAGAAAGAGGACGGACAAUUAAACGCCAGCAGAGGCUCAGUAAACUCAGACAAUGACUGCAAUGGCGGAAAAAUUUUGCUUGAGGGUGACAACCACUCUCUCCCAAAGGUUGUAUGGUCUGCCAAAGUUCCCUCCAGAGGAAGUUUCCCCCCUGUCUGAAACACCUCCAUCUGACUCCUUGGUUUACUUCCGUAACUGAUUGACAUCAUGCUUCUAUUGGCUAGCGCUCCAACACAUUGUAUGUGAUGGGCUAAGUGUAGGGACAUCGCUAGACGGUUGUCCAAUCACAACAGAGCCGGCCAGCUAACCAAUCAGAGCAGACUGGGCCCUGGUUGCAGACAGAAGGUGCCUCUCUGUGUGGACGAGGGCUGGAUCCACGCUGACUGCGGUAUCUGGUCCACCGGCGUCUUCCUGGUCGGAGGGAAGCUGUACGGCUUGGAGGAGGCGGCCCAGCUCGCACAGGAAACGAAAUGUUCAGCGUGCCAACAGACCGGUGCAAUAAUGGGAUGUUUCCAGAAAGGCUGUCAUAGAAGUUAUCACUACUCGUGUGCCAAUCAGUCAGGGUGUGUCUUAAAGGAGGAUAACUUCUCGAUUAGAUGUCCAGAGCACAAAAAACCGUUCACAUGUGUAAACAAACAACACAACAGAUGACGUGAAGACACAUCAGGCACUGGAGAGUGAUCCCCAGAUCUCCUCAGGGUGCGACGUGAUCGGCUUGACUUCACCUCGUCUGUUUUAUAACAUUAAUUAACGUGAGUGAGUGAGAGCAGGGGCCAUCUUCGGAAAUUCUUUUUAUGGGAUGUUUCUUUAAUUUGUUGCACCAACUGGACACAAGUGGAGUGUGGGAAUGGAUAUUUGUUCCUCGUCACAAAAACAUAACAAUGAUGUGUAUUGGAGUUUAAGUGAGCUUUAUUUAUUUGUUGUAUAGAUCAUGAUAUCUUUAUAUAAAGCCACUCCUUUUGUUUCUACUGUUUUUGUACUACUUUCUAAUUCCUGUCUGUGCCUCAUGCAACAAAACUCUUAUUUAUUUUCAUCAAGCUGCAUGCACACUUGAUGUUUUCUACUAUGAACUUCAAAGUUUAAUUUCAUCUGUUUUUAUUUAAAUCUCUUUGUAGACCUUUCCCUUUUAGCUACUUUAUUCUGAAUUAAAUGUAUUUAUUUCUGGGGUGUGUUCAGUGGCUGGGAUGGUAGAAAUCUUCUUUUGUUAUCAAAGGUCAAAGGGUCGGUUCAAAGAAAUCACAUAAUGACUUACUCCAAAGUGGUAUAAAGGUCGCAUUCACACCUGAUGCGCACCAGAAGUAAGUUUGUUUCAUUUUUCAGAAGGUUUGGGCAAAACUCAAACAAACUAUAAACUGGAAACAAAAAUGAUGUGCACGGAAAUGCUGUUCAACAGUUGGUCAGACAUUAAGCGGGCAAAAACACAUGUCCCGGCAAUUUCUACAUAGCCUCCACCAUGGAGCGUCGGCAGGUUAUUUUCAUGCUGCUGUUAAUCUGGAGAGCAUAUCAACAGACUCUAGCGGACUUCUUUAAGGCCGUUUUAAAUGGUAGGCCCAUAUGUGUUAACAUUUUGACACAUUUGCUUCAUAAACAAUAUGAGAGCUAUCAGUAUUUCCAGAAUUGAAUGAAACCCUAUUUGGUUUGCCUACAUUUCUAAACAUGUCAGUACAGCAUUGAAAUAAACUACAUAUAAAACAUAUAUACACCGGGACACAUUAAUGUACAAAAGACAUUAAAAAUGGCAUUUUGCAUAAUUGGGGACCUUUGAAGCACGAAUAGCUCAAAGUAUUUCCUGUUUCAGUGCAUACAUGGAUGUACACACUUCUUUUUCUGAUGAAUUUAAUAGUGAAGACAAAUGCAUCUUGUUCUACAUUGAUUUACUUGAGUCUUUUUUUUGCCUAUAUUUGCGAAAAUUAAAACUACGCAACAUUUGUA